UUUAAAAUGUUGAUAAAAUAGCGUCUGACGUAAAUACAAGAAUUUGCACAUCUGUUGUACAUUUCUCAGUUUAAACAGAUUUUUAAAGCAUUUAAAUCAUGAGGAAGAAAAGCGUUUUUAUUCUGUUAAUUUUCUCAAUGUUACUUCCAUCUUAUUCUUGGCCAAUGAGUAAUCAAGAAUCACAAGAAGAAAUUCAAUGUUCAUCUGAUGAUGAUUGUAAGAAGAACGAAUGCUGUGCUUCAUCCACAGUUUUCCUUUAUCCUUUUCCAACCUCGGUUAUCUGGAAGUGUGUACCUUUAGGAAAAGAAGGAGAUUGGUGCAAUACUCUGAAGAACAAUUACUGUCCUUGUAAAUCUGGAUUUCAUUGUAGAUCUAAAAGUGAUUGGUUUUUUGGAACAGGCAAUUGUGAACGUAAAAAAUAAUUUUAAAAUUUAUCCUCAUUGAUUUAUUCGCUUAUUAAAUGAUACAAUAAUAGAUAAUCAAUCAUUUUACAAAAAUAUUUGAAAUUGCCCUUACGUGUAUUAUU
Messenger RNA from Centruroides sculpturatus (bark scorpion), 526 nucleotides. RefSeq lists its product as uncharacterized. Bases 99 to 422 code for a protein of 107 amino acids. The transcript has 4 exons. The record is from RefSeq and is a predicted model, not a curated record. Lineage: Eukaryota; Metazoa; Arthropoda; Arachnida; Scorpiones; Buthidae.